AUGACAACCCCCGCCAACCUCAUCAUCGUCUGCUGCCACGGCAUCUGGACCGGCGGCCCCACACACGGCCGCGCCGAGUCGGAGUGGCUCAUCGCCAGCUUUCAGGCCGGCGAGACCCCGACGUUCAUCGAACACAUCAAAGCCGGAUUGACGGAGCUGCGGGACGACCCGGCUUCCGUGCUCGUGUUCUCGGGAGGACCAACACGCAAAGAAACCCGCCUCUCGGAGGCAGAAAGCUACGCCAACCUCGCCUCUUGUAACGACUACUUUGGCAUAUUCCCCUCCUCCCCAGACGCCACCACUCGCUUCACGUCCCGCAUCCACACAGACACCCUCGCCCUCGACUCCUACCACAAUGUCCUGCACUCCCUCCUCCUCUUCCACCGCCUCCACUCCUCCUGGCCGCGGACCCUGACGGUCGUCAGCCACGGCUUCAAGAAGCCGCGCAUCGUUGACGGCCACUGCGCUGCCAUCGGGUUCCCGCUCGAGAGGGUGCGCUUCGUCGGAAUCAAUCCGCCAGGGAUGCAGGCUGCUACCGACGUGAAGGGAACGGCAGGCGAAGGUCAAGGCAAAGCGGGAGCUGUCGCUGGCGUGCAGCGUGCCGUGGACGAGUGGACGCAGGACCCGCACGGCGUCGGGCCGAGUCUGGCUGGGAAGAGAAGGGCAAGGAACCCCUGGGGCCUGGACGAUAGGCUAUUCACGAGCGAGGAGGAGAGGAUGAGGAGUGGUGUUGUCACAAGGAUUGUAGACGGCCACGAGGCGUUGGUGGAAGACGCGAAGAGACCGUGGGCUUAUUAUACUCCUUAG
Messenger RNA from Colletotrichum spaethianum, 807 nucleotides. RefSeq lists its product as uncharacterized. Gene Ontology annotation, cellular component: cytoplasm. The transcript has 2 exons. The record is from RefSeq and is a predicted model, not a curated record. Bases 1 to 807 code for a protein of 268 amino acids. Lineage: Eukaryota; Fungi; Ascomycota; Sordariomycetes; Glomerellales; Glomerellaceae.